Messenger RNA from Penicillium atrosanguineum, 903 nucleotides. Its product is annotated as NAD(P)-dependent oxidoreductase. The coding region runs from base 1 to 903 and encodes 300 amino acids. Lineage: Eukaryota; Fungi; Ascomycota; Eurotiomycetes; Eurotiales; Aspergillaceae. Gene Ontology annotation, molecular function: oxidoreductase activity, acting on the CH-OH group of donors, NAD or NADP as acceptor; NADP binding. The record is from RefSeq and is a predicted model, not a curated record. The transcript has 6 exons.
AUGGGUCUUGCCAUGGCCUCAAAUCUCCAGAGCUAUCUCUCCGCUCAGAGUCAGCCGCCAUUGCGGUUCUGGAAUCGCACUCCCUGCAAAGGCGACGGGGUGACUAGUCUUGGUGGGAAACAAUGUGAUUCUAUCGCCGCCGUGGUCAGGGAUAGUGCGAUAAUCUUCAUCUCGACCAGUAACGACGACGCACUACAGACUAUCAUGGCAGAAAUCUUAUCAGCCGGGAAUUUGACCGACAAGAUCAUUGUGGAUACCACGACUGUUCAUCCAAAUACAAGCAAAGCUGUUUCCACGAAGCUGGCGGAGGAAAAUGCCUUUCUUAUCUCCGGACCUAUAUUUGGCUCCGCCCCAAUGGCUGCAGAGCGAAAGAUCCUGAUGGUCACUGCCGGUGCUCCCUGCAUGAUACACCGUAUCUCCCCUUACAUCAAAGGCGUGAUAGCGCGUGAUAUGCUUGAGGUGGCAGAGAAGCCAGAAAAGGCAUCUCUGUUGAAAAUCAUCGGGAACUUCCUCGUGUCGGGCCUGACAGAGAUUGUCGGUGAAGCUCAUAAAAGCGAGAUGGGCUGUGAGGUGGUAGAGAAGCUGUUGGAAGCCCAGUUUGGACCUCUGCCGACCAUGAUUUCUAAGAGAUUGACUCAAGGAAUCUAUAUGCCGCGCAAGGGCACAUCUCCGUGGUCGAAUUUAGAUUUGGCUCUGAAAGAUGUUGACCACGCCAUUGACUGUGCUGCUGCUGUGGGUAUCAGAUUGCCAGUCGGUGAAAUCGUCCUAGAGCACCUCCAGCGGGCCAAGCUAUUUUCCCAACAGGAAGAUCGGCACUUGGACUCGGCUGCUUCGUACGGCAUCAUUAGGUGUGAUGCGGGCCUAGAUUUUGAGAAUGAUUUCGUAAAGAAGAGGGACGCAUAG